Phyllostomus discolor (pale spear-nosed bat) is the source of this 5392-nucleotide messenger RNA. It is a transcript of the gene MFSD6L, whose product is annotated as major facilitator superfamily domain containing 6 like. The record is from RefSeq and is a predicted model, not a curated record. The coding region runs from base 173 to 1966 and encodes 597 amino acids. Gene Ontology annotation, cellular component: membrane. The transcript has a single exon. Lineage: Eukaryota; Metazoa; Chordata; Mammalia; Chiroptera; Phyllostomidae.
CUUCCGGGCCGGACACCGGACGUGGGGCGGGGGCGGCCGUUGACCCGGUGACCGCGGCGCAGCCGGAGGCGGGAGGUGGGACCCGCUCGCUCCUCGGCGCACGAGCCUCCGUCCCGCGUGGGUACCGGGCGCCGCGCCCUCGGCCGGCCGGGGUCUGGCGGUGCCGGCGGCCAUGAGCGCCAACCCCCAGUGGGACGUCCGCCGGGCGCUGGGCGUGGCCCGGCUCUUCCACUGGGUGUGUGGGGUCCGGGACGCCACCGCGACCCCGUUCCUGACCCUCUACCUGAGGCAGCUGGGCUUGGCCGCGCCCUGGGUGGGCGUCCUCAUGGGAGCCAAGCACCUGAUCGCAGCCUUCUGGGCUCCGUUCUGUGCCUUCCUGGCCAGAAGCUGCCGGAACAGGAGGGCGCUUCUGAUCGGCUCGCUGCUGGGCUCGGGGGCAGCCAGCCUGCUGAUGGCGCUGGUGCCGCCGCGGGACGGAGACCCGGGGCACCGCUCCUGCAAUGGCAGCCGCCGCGCGACCCCCACAGUCCUUCCGCCGGAGGCGGCGCUAACCGGGAACUUCGCCCCGGCCCGAGCGGCCUCGAGCAGGAGCAGCCCGGCGGGGGCCCCCAGCCUCCCAGCCGAGAGGCGUCCUGGGACCAGGGACGCCUCUGGCUUCAGAAAAGGACCACGGGACAGUGUCCGAGAACCUGUCAGCCAUCGGCCCAGAUACUUUGUGGGCUCUGUUGAAGGAGCCAGGACCACACCCGAAGUUCUCCACCCUGUCACCCCGGGGCUGAAAGAUACUCCCUGGGAAGGUGCUUUUAAGGGGGUCAGUACUGCCCACCCUUUGUUUGCCGGGGGUUCAGCCCUGGGAAGUCCAGCCAACUUGUCAGCAGUCCAGGGGAACUCGGGAGACCCUGAUUUCUCCUUGGAAGGGCUGCGAUGGACUUUCAUUCUGUCCUUGGGGUUCAUGGUGUUCUGGGAGCUGCUGGCAGCCCCUCUGGAGCAGGUGGCGGAUGACAGCCUUUUCGAAUACCUGGAUUUUGUGGACGCCACUGACCGUUACAGAAACCUGUGGGUCUGGAGGCUGCUGGGCACGUCGGCAGGCGUGUGUGGCAUCGCAGCCUUGGUGGAGCGGCUGGACUGCUUCCUGAUGACGAGUGGCCCCCCGGGUGUGGUGCACUUCUAUGGCUACUCGCUGGUCAGCAGCCUGGCGGUACUGGUGAGCAUUGCUUUUCCUGUCCCCAUCUGCAGGCAGCGGGAGCCCAGCUACAGAGCCGUCAGAACACUGUCUCUGGUAGAGAGCGACCCCCGCCUCAUUCUCCUAGCCUCCACUGUCUUUCUGGUAGGAGCCGCCACCAGCGCAGUACAGAACUUCCUAUUCUGGCACAUGGAGGACCAUGGGAGCAACGAGCUGGUUAUGGGUUUCUCAGUUGCCUUGGGCUUGCUGGGGGAAAUUAUGCUUCAUCCGUUCAAAAGCAUGUUGCUUAGGAAACUGUCCAGAGCAGGAACAGUGGGGCUGGGGCUGGGCUGCCUUUUGGGGCAGCUGCUGUACUACUCUUUCCUCUGGAGCUGGUGGUCCGUCCUCCCCGUUCAGAUCCUGAGUGCUUUCAGCAACGGGGCUCUGUGGUGGGCAGUGGGGGCUUCCAUAGAGGACCUGGCCACUCCCAGAACAGAGAGACCUCUGAGUGCAGUGUUUCGAGGUCACUUCUAUGGGGGCGGAGCCAGCCUGGGGAGCUUUGUCGGGGGCUUCGUGGUGAGGCACUUCAGCCUGGCUGUGCUCUACCAGGCCAGCUGCGCCGUGCUGUUGCUCUGGCUGAUUCUGUUCCUGUCCAUCUGGCCAAGGCUGCCCCAGGAGCGACAGAUCAACUACUCAAAGCUGCUGACCGUGGAGGCAAGUGAUACAAGCGACUCUGAGCAGGGGAUGGAACGGGACUGGCUUGUGAAGGCCAUGAGGGAGGACCACUCAAACUGGAAGGGCUGAGAGCUGGGAUGUGCUGAUCUGGGAAGGAGCCAAAGCACUGGAUGAAACUCAGCCUGCUGAGGACAAAAUCCCUGAGUCCUGCCUGGGGUUGUGGGAGCCGUGGAAGACAGAAAGCACGUUUGUGUUGAAGCCCCGAAGGUUCAGCUCACUCAAUGUAUGAUUUUCUUCACUUGGAUAGUAAAAGGAAACUUCAUUUUUUGCAGUUCAAUUUUCUUUUAAUAAUAGAGGAAAAGUACAUUUGCUGAAAAACAAAAAAAGUUCUCAGCAUUCAUUGUAUUUUUGGUGUAUAAGGUUUGCGAGAGCUUUGCUAGCACUGACCAGUGCUGGUGAUUUCAGCCAUGGCUGGAGUGCUCAGCUCGCCCUGGCAGGGCCGGGGAAGCAGUGGGGACCUGCAGGACUCAGGUGGCGAUGCAACACUGGCUUUGAUGAGUCGUGUACAUUCCUGUGGGUCCUAAAAGGCAGGAGCCUGAUCCUGUGAAGACUGUGCUUGGGCAGGCAAGAACUGUAAUGAAAACCGAAACUGUUUUCUCUCUCACUCCACUGAUACACAGGCGCCCAUGCUCCCACCCACUACCUAAGUUUCCAAUAGGAGAAUGUGUUGGAAAAUGUAAAUUGUGUCCAGGGGAGAGGGGUGGAAGUUAAUAGGUUUUCAUUCUUACUCUCAGAUAUGUGUGUCUCCAGGGAAAGUAUCCUUAGAAUUAUCUCCAUGCUUAUGUCAGAGCAAAGGUGAUUUUGUGUCCUUUGGACUCGCGUGUUGCACACUGCACCUCAUGGAGCAUGUGAAGAUUGUUUGCAUCUACUCUGAUUAGGGUGGGGUGGCCUCUGUAGAGUUUGGAUGCUACAGGCAGUCCACACUGUGACUGUGCCUAGUUGCUUGGUGGGGCGCCUUCGCCAGCCCUCCCUGUAGUCCGGGAAAUGGUCCUUUAUCCCAGGGACCAGCCCCCAGAGCCCAGUUCUUCUGUUCUAUAAUCAGGUAAAUAUAGGACAUUGGACUUAGAAGAGGCCUCAUCUUACAAAUGCAGAAAAUGUCUCACAGCUGGAGAAGGGAAACACACACACAUGAAUGUCCUCUGGGUCAGAUACGGUUCUAGCAACUUUACUUUUUUUUUAAUUCUUCCUAAAUAGCUUUCGGGUACAAAUAACCAACAAAAAAAGUAAUCUCUUAAAUAAUUUAGGGAUUCACUUGUCUCUCAUAAGAAGUCUAGGGUUAGGCAGUCCAGAGCCAGUACAGCUGCUUAGUAAUGCCUCUGGGGACCUAGAUCUCUUCAGCUCUUUGCCAUCAUCCUCAGGUUGUAGGCCUUCCUCCCAUGUUUGGUCACGUAUAACAAGAUGGCUGCUGCAACUCCUCUCAUCCACAUUCCAGGCAGGAAGAAGAGGGCAAGGGGAACAACAGGGUUGAAUGCCUAUACCAGGAAAACAAAAACCUCCCUGGAAACUCUUAGCAGAUUGGAAUGAACUGCAUCACAUGGCCACCCUCAACUGCAAAGCAAUAUGGGAGGUGGAGUAUUUUCCACUGGGCACAUUUAUACCCCAAGCAAAAUCAAGGUCCUGUUGGGAAGAAGACAGGGCUAGCAUUGUCUCAGCACAGUCUCAGAAGUGGAAUUUGCAUUCCGGCCUGUCUCAAAGCCUGAGUUCCUUUCUGCACAGCAGGCCUGCUUCCCCACAGAAACAACUUUAGCCACUUGACCUCCCACAAUACAUGUAAUACCCUAGGAAUACACGUAAAUCAAGUUUGUUAGCUUCGUUUCACAAACAAGAAGAGGGAAUCUCGAAGAAGUCAUACAUGGGGUCACUGGCAAAAACAUCUCCUCACCCCCAAUUCAGUGCAUUUUCUGCUAUGUUGAAUUCCACACCUGGCUGGCCAGUCAAGCCAUCUGAGGAGCAUUAGAAAACAUAGGUUCCUGGGGUCCAUCAGGAUUUCUCAGGUGCAGCCCAGAAUCUGUAGUGUUAAUGGCGUCUCCAAGUGAUUCUAUGUGGCUAGCCAAGCACAGAUCCACUUGGUUACCCUUUCCAGCCCUGCAUGUCCCACCACUCUGGCUGAAUGCUUCUUAGCAUGCAGUAAAGAGAAUACUAGCUAUUGAAUGGCUCCUAUAUGUUAGACACUUUCCUAAACACUUCAUAUGUACUAGCUUAUUUAGUCCUCAAAGCAUCUCAGGUUGUAGGCUUCUACCAUCUCCAAUUUACAGAUGACAAAAUUGAUGGCUAAGUAAAUUGCUUGAGGUCACACAGCGAGUAGGUGGCAGCAUUGGGAUCUAGAUCCAGCCUGGUGGCGCUGCAACCUGAAACUUUAUUUAUUUUUUUUAACUAUUUAUUUUUAUACAGAGGAGAAGGGGGGAGAAAGAGGGGAAAGCAAUAUCCAUGUGUAGUUGCCUGUCAUGUGGCCCCGACUGGGGACCUGGCCUGCAACCCAGGCAUGUGCCCUGACUGGGAAUUGAACCGGAGAAUUGAACCGGAAUUUUGGUUUGCAGCCCGUGCUCAAUGCACUGACCCACACCAGCCAGGGAUUGAAACCUGAAACUUUAAUCACUAUGCUCUAUGGCCAAGAAAUUGGACCAAAGAUGGAAACUUAAAUAUUGAGAUUUAAGGCAGCUAUCACUUGAAAUCUAUUGGAGAGUAGAUAGUAUUUACUACAUAGACAGACAUACAAUAAUACUAAAACACAAACACAUAUGUGGCCCCCUAACAUAAACAAGAGGACGAGGAACAGGACUUGGCUUAGGAAAAGAGUUAAGAAAGUAAGUGUGAUUUAGUCAGAAGAGGGAGAAGAGGAUGAGGUGGAAGAGGAGAUUGAGUGAAAUAAAAGUUUAAGGAUCUAAAAAAAUCUUAUGGGAAAGAUGCUGAGAAACUUGUGUUUUUGUCUAUUUGCUAUUUGACUAGCCUCUGUUUGUAGAUGAUUAUGCAACUUGUCAUGGAGAAUCCAGAAGUGAAUAAAAUGUGUAGCCCCCCACCCUCAGGAAGCUAAUAGUCUAACUGGGAGACUGACUUCUGUUCAUGCACACAUGCAUAAGGAAGCACAGGACGCUGGGAAAUGACUCACAAAAGAAAGCAUUACAGGAGUUUAGGAAACGGAGAGAUCAUUUCUGACUCAGGAACUCAAGGAAGAUUUUGUGGAAUUACAUGUAAGUUAAGCAUUAAGAAUAGUAAACCUAAUAGGUAGAGAAAGGGUAGGAACUCAGGAAGGGUAUUCUAGGCAGAGGGAACAGCAUGAGCAAAGUUACAAAGGUGGGAAGCAUGGGGUCUACUUGGAGAGUAGCAAGAAAAAAUGUUUGGUGGUAGCAAAGAAUUUGUGUAGGGCAAUGCUGACAGGCAAGACUGGGAAAGGUAGCUUAGGACCAGAUCAUGGAAGAUUUUGAUUCCAUAAACUUUGGAUAAACCAUGGAAGGUUCUGGAAAGGGUCAUGACAGGUGAGGACUGCACUGAGCCUUU